GUAUGCAUGUUAUGCAAUUGGUAAAGAUGUUCAAGCAAUGAAAGCUGUAGUCGGUGAAGAAGCUUUAAGUGCAGAAGAUCUACUCUAUUUAGAAUUUUUAACAAAAUUUGAGAAAAACUUUAUUACUCAAGGUGCAUAUGAAAAUCGUAGUAUAUUUGAUUCAUUAGACAUUGGUUGGGAAUUACUGCGUAUAUUCCCAAAAGAAUUAUUGAAACGUAUACCUGCAAAAAUAUUAGAAAAGUAUUAUCCACGUUAAAAUGCGCGCACACACAUGGGGGAACACAAGCUCAGUGAACACUGUCUAUCCAUCGUAGAUGUUGUCAGCCAAGACAAGUUAUUAAUAUUACUAUUAUUAUUGGCAAAGUCAUUUUGUAGUAUGUUUCUUUUUUUCUCUCAAAAAUUUUCAAGCAUUCCAAAAUUGUUUUCUUCGGUACUUGUAAUACUCUAGAAUCUUGUCCUUUUAUUCCCUUAUUUACCAAAAUCAAUAAUUACACUGUGAUGAUUACUCUCUCUCUCUGUCUCUCAUCUUUCUACCUUUUUUAUCUCCACGACUGAGUGACUGACCCAAGCGACCGCCCUCCUCGCGCAGUCUAUCAUGUUUCUCUUCACCUUUUUUUUCUGCGUUUAUUUAUUCCCUUUUUUUUUGUCGUCAAGAUGAAAAGAAUGGGUUCAAAGCAUAAUAUUAUUAUUAUCUUGAUAUAUAUUAUUUAUUUAAAGUUAUGAAAAAGUCGUAUUGGUGGUGGUGGUGGCGCUGGUGCUGCUGCUGGGGAGGGUUUAUGGGAGGGAGAGGGAGUCUUAUUUAUUAUUAUUAUUAACGUUGUCUGGAGUUAUUUUGUUCUCUUUGUUUUCUUUUCUUUUGAUUUCAUCUGUAUAUUUCUACAGGGUUGUCUCUUCUUUGAAUACUUUAAAGAUAAAAUAAAAU
Messenger RNA from Trichobilharzia szidati, 922 nucleotides. The record is from the annotation of a GenBank genome assembly. NCBI's taxonomy places the organism in Eukaryota, Metazoa, Platyhelminthes, Trematoda, Strigeidida, Schistosomatidae.